UCAAUUCCUGCGCUCCAGGAAUUCAGCGACAGGGAUUUUCACUCCGGGUUAUUGUUAUUGUCCGCAGAUCAGCUGUUAGAGUUGAUUGCUCUUUGGUUUUCAUCAGGAAAUCACAUGCUGUUGCAGAAAUUCACGUGACAGACUGAGUUAUGGAGGUGGAAAUCAAUGAAGGUUCUGUACCUCCCUAUUACAGGGAGGUGUAUGAGGCUAUCUGCUGUAAACAGGAGGAUCGUGUACAAACAGAUGUGUUUAAGAGGUUGCUGAGCAAGACAGACCUGUCAGUCGCUUUACAGAAUCAGAUUGCAGAACAUGUGGACUGUAAGCAGGGUUUCCUGUCCAAACUGGCACUGUACAAAGCCCUGGCCCUGAUUGCGCUGGCUCAGCAAGGGAAGCACCCGAGCCCCAAACUCUUGGAAAACUUCACCCAAGAGUUUCCAAAGCCCAAUCUGGGAGAGCUGAAAGAUCUACAAGCACUAGGAAUGCAGCCGGCCUCUCGAAACCCUCUCUUCCUCUCACAGACCCUGGAUGAGCUGCUGGAUAUCGACACUGUGCAGGUGGAGCUCAUUCCUGAGAAGAAAGGGCUUUUCCUCAAGCAUGUGGAAUACGAGAUCACCAGUCAGCGUUUCCAGGUUUCGGUUUACCGCAGAUACAGUGAUUUUGAUGUGUUUCAUGAUCUUCUGCUCCAGAGGUUUGCCUACAGAAUGGUGCCAGCCCUCCCACCCAAAAGGAUGCUAAAAGGAGUCUUGACAUCUACGACCGACCGGGAGUUUAUUGAGGGUCGGAGGACAGCUCUCAGGCGUUUUAUUAACCUGGUGGCACGACACCCUUUCUUCUCAGAGGAUGGACUCAUAAAAAUCUUCCUGACUUUCAGUGGUUCAGAUGUACAAAACAAACUACGUGAGUCAUUCAAGACAGCAGGGGAUGAAUUCAUAACAUGUAAAAUAGCAACACAGGCCAAGGAAUACCUUCCAGGCGAUAUCCAAGCCAAGUUUUCUUCCAGCAGGGAGAUGAUCCGAAACAUCUUCAACAGCUUCCAGAAGCUGCGGGACCAGGCGGAGAGGAUGGCUGUGCGCUCAGUGGAGAACGCCACGGAUCUGCUGAUGUUUGGGAGGGAACUAAGUGCCCUGGGCUCAGACACCAUGCCAGUGCAAUCCUGGGCCCCCACAAACAAGAACACAUGGGGCACCAUGAGGCAGUCUCUGAAAGGGCUCUCUGUGGAGUUUGCUCUACUGGCUGACAAAGCAGCACAACAGGGUAAAAGAGAGGAAGAAGAUGUAGUGGAAAAACUGAAUCUCUUCCUGGAUUUACUAGAGUCAUAUAAAGAUUUAUGUGAACGGCAUGAGAAGGGCGUUCUGCAUGAUCACCAGCGUGCGCUCCAGAAGUACAGUGUGAUGAAGAGGCAGAUGAUGAGCGCCACUGUGCAGAGCAAAGAGCAGGUGUCUGUGGAUCAGCUGGAGUCCCGCAUUGUACAGCAAGAGAAUGCAAUUCUUACCAUGGAGCUUCGGAACUAUUUCUCCUUGUUCUGCCUUCACCAGGAGACCCAGCUGAUCUACACUUACCUUCAGAUUAUUGCCUAUAUCCUGGAAGCCUUUGUCAAGUCCCAGAUACAGGGGCACAGGGAGAUGAGUGUAGUUUGGCUUGACCUUCAGCCUAAGCUGAGUUGCUUGUUUGGGGCAUCAAAUGGAGUGCUACCCUCCCCACUGACACCCCAGCAGGGCAACUGGAAGCCUCCAAAUGCCUUUCCAAAUUAACUGGUGAAGGUGUAGACAAUGCACCCAUCAACAAAGCAAAGCUUGCUUAUAAUACAGUGAGCGUCAAGAAAGCACAAUGCAGCAACAACAGCGAUAGGAUAUUAUUCUGUAAUGACAGACGCUUGUAUCUAACAUUGUACGUAUUCUUUUCUGAACAUACAGUACAUUGCUGAACAAAUGUUUUAAUUGCAAACCUAGUCCAAGGAUAAGCUCAGGAUAAUAAGUGGAGAAAAAAAGGCUAUGUCAGAUGGUGACAUAACCCUAUCCUGACCAGGACUUAUUUCUGACCAGAAGUAAUUAAGAAUCACAUCCAUAAUCUUUGGAAACUCUGUAUACGUAUAAGUGGAAAAUAGUUGGGUACAGGGCUCGACUUUAAUCUGUUGCACCUAAGCUCUUGCAAGCUGACCACGUUCUUGAUUUGUCCUGUUCUGGGGUCAUGUAUUGCAUUUGGUAUAUCUUGAUAAACGGUAAAACUAUUUCAAACUGGAUUUUCAGUAUUUUUAUAGUCUUCUUUACAAGUCAAAAUGACCAUGUCUUAAUUUAUAAUUCAACACUAACACAAAUACUUUAAAUGUUGUACUUCUUAUAAGCUUAGAUCAAACUAGCAUACAUAUGUACUAUAUUUUCUUUUCUUUAGAUUGCUGUCAAAUUAGGAUUUAUACUAAUCACAUCACAGAAUAAGUAUUUUUUUAAUAGCAUAUCAGUACAAAGACACGUGUAUAUAAUCCUACAUGAGGAUUCAUAACUCUUAAAUUGUGACACUGAAAGGAUUUUUUGGCUGUUAUAUUAAACUCCUAGUUUUCAUAUUUUAGCCCAUGUUGAUUAUUCAAUGUGAGACUUGCAAACUGUGAAGAGCUACAUUUGAGCUUAGUGUUCAGGGAAUGUUUAGCUGUUUAACAAAAAUGCUAUUGCAUAGAAGCCAUAUAGAAAAUAUUUAAGUAGAGUGUAAGUAUUUUGUUAUAAUGUGGAUCUGCAAAGAAAAUGGGUAGUAAGUUUUGGGAACAAGGGUUAUUCUCCUAUAAAGAUAGAUUGAAAAAAUGGAAAUAUUUUGUUAACAUUAGUCCCUUUUAGAGUAGCAUGCUAGCUAUAUGCCAAAGAUUGAAAUAUCCAUAAAUGAAUCCUAAUAUUUUGGGUUUAAAAUAAAUAUGGGUCUGAUUAUCAAAGAAGCUGAAGCUGUUUGUGCAUGAAGAUUAACUAUGUGAUGUAUUUAGUUUAGUUCUUGGUGCCUUAAAGACUCAUGAGGAUUGUGUCAGUUUAAAACUGAACUGAGUGGUUUUAAAAAUCAAUAGGCAUCCAGUUAUCAACUGGCCAUUGACCAAUGCUAAUUGCUGUAUGAGGAAAAAAUUCUAAAAGCCAAAAGUCAAUCUAAGUCUAUGUCUUUUGUCGAGGUGUAAUCCAGCUAGAAUAAUGUAGCCUAUAACAGAAUACCUGUAACUGAAUACAAGUUUAGAAUUUAUGCUAGCAUACCAGCUACUGUUAUCCAGCGUUCAGUGCUUGCUUUUGUUCAGUUUAAGGUGCUGGAAUGAAAAAGCAUAUUAUAGAUGGUCAUCUGACCACUUGACAGUUUAUGAGAAAAGUCUGUCUUUCAUUACUUUAGAAUUUCAAUUUUAAGUGCAUUCCUAAUUCAUACAUAUCUGACAAAAUGUAAAUUGGCCAAACAGAGGAAUAUAAAAUGGGUAUAUCCUUGGUUUGUUUUUUUCACCCAUGUAAAGAGCUUACAUUUGAGCAUAUGCUAUAUAAUGCAUACUGCCAUAAUUGUCAGUAAUUAUAGAGUAAAACAAACAUUUUAUUUUUUUAAACUGUCACUUUUUGUUACGCAAGGAAAUAUUACUUUGUUAUUUUCUUUCAAUUGCUUCAUCCAAUGUAUGUGCGGUAUUUGUUAGAAGUAUGUGUUCUGCCUUAAGAGACAUGAAAAUGGGUGUGUGCUUUUUGCUUGUGAUUUUAUUAUUUGUUUUCUGUUAAAACCAAGCUAGUGGUGUUACUGGAAUUGUGCCAACUGUAACCCCCUCUGUUGUUGUAACUAGGGAAUGCAUGUAUAAGCUUGUAAAUCACUCCUUAUUGUCGUAUCAUUUCCGAUUCAUAGAUUUGAGAAAAUUGUAAAUCUAGAAUGUUGGAAAAAGAAUAUGAAAUGUUUGGAUCUUUAUUGACAGAUGCAUUUGUCAAGUGAUUGGUUUUGUGUGAUAAAUAGCACUAUUUGGCAAUUAACAACUAAUGAAUUAAAAGCUGAAAUGUG
Molecule: messenger RNA, 3984 nt
Organism: Polyodon spathula (Mississippi paddlefish)
Lineage: Eukaryota; Metazoa; Chordata; Actinopteri; Acipenseriformes; Polyodontidae
Product: sorting nexin-8-like
Exons: 13
Coding region: 150-1751 (533 amino acids)
Biological process (GO): retrograde transport, endosome to Golgi
Molecular function (GO): phosphatidylinositol binding
Source: RefSeq, a predicted model, not a curated record